AUGGACCUGAUCCCAAGCUUUUCUGUGGAAACAUGGGUUCUCCUGGCUACCAGCCUGGCUCUCCUCUAUCUAUAUGGGAUCUAUACACAUGGACUUUUUAAGAAGCUGGGAAUUCCAGGGCCAAAACCUCUCCCUUUUUUGGGAACUCUCCUGGGCUACCGUAAGGGUUUCGGGGGUUUUGACACGGAAUGUCUUAAAAAAUACAGAAAAAUGUGGGGGUUUUAUGAUGGUCGACAGCCUGUGUUGGCUAUCACAGAUCCAGACUUGAUCAAAACUGUACUAGUGAAAGAAUGUUAUUCUGUCUUCACAAACCGGCGAUCUUUUGGUCCAGUGGGGUUUAUGAAAAAUGCCAUCUCUAUAUCUGAGGAUGAACAAUGGAAGAGAAUACGAACUUUGCUGUCUCCAACCUUCACCAGUGGAAAGCUCAAGGAGAUGUUCCCCAUCAUUGGCCAGUAUGGAGAUGUGUUGGUGAGGAACCUGAAGAAAGAAGCAGAGAAAGGCAAGCCCAUUGCCUUGAAAGACAUUUUUGGGGCCUACAGCAUGGAUGUGAUUACUAGUACAUCAUUUGGAGUGAACAUCGAUUCCCUCAACAACCCACAAGAUCCCUUUGUGGAAAAUACAAAGAAACUCUUAAGAUUUGAUUUCCUUGAUCCAUUCAUUCUCUCAAUAACAAUUUUUCCAUUUCUUAAUCCAGUUUUUGAAUUAUUAAAUAUAUUUCUAUUUCCAAAGAGUGUUACUGAUUUUUUCACAAAAUCUGUAAAAAGGAUAAAAGAAAGUCGCCUCAAAGAUAAAGAAAAGCAACGAGUGGAUUUCCUUCAGCUGAUGAUUAACUCCCAAAACUCCAAAGAAAUGGACACCCAUAAAGCUCUGUCUGAUCUGGAGCUUGUAGCCCAAUCUAUUAUAUUUAUUUUUGCUGGCUAUGAGCCCAUCAGCAGUUCUCUUUCUUUCCUUCUGUAUCUUUUGGCCACUCACCCUGAUGUCCAGCAGAAGCUGCAGGAGGAGAUUGAUGCAACUUUCCCCAAUAUGGCACCUCCCACCUAUGAUGCUCUGGUACAGAUGGAGUAUCUUGACAUGGUGUUGAAUGAGUCUCUCAGAUUAUUCCCAGUUGCUGGUAGAAUUGAAAGGACCUGUAAGAAAGAUGUGGAACUUGGUGGGGUAUUCAUUCCCAAAGGAACAGUGGUGAUGGUGCCAUCCUUUGCUCUUCACCGAGACACAGAGCUCUGGCCACAACCUGAGGAGUUCCAUCCAGAAAGGUUCAGCAAGGAGAACAAGGACAGCAUAAAUCCUUAUAUAUAUAUGCCCUUUGGAAAUGGACCCCGAAACUGCAUUGGCAUGAGGUUUGCUCUGAUGAACAUGAAAGUUGCUGUUGUCAGAGUGCUGCAGAACUUCUCCUUCAAACCUUGUAAAGAAACACAGAUUCCCCUGAAAUUAGUCACUUAUGGAUUUCUUCAACCAGAAAAACCAAUUGUUCUAAAAGUUGAGUCCAGAGCUGGGAGUGGAGCCUGACUUUCCCUGAGGUCUUCUGCUUUGGUCUUCAAGGAAGCUAUAUCCCAGAACAGGAGAGACCUCGAUUUACUUUGUGAAUGAAAUCCAGAAUAAAGAUUAUCUUAACCU
Equus caballus (horse) is the source of this 1614-nucleotide messenger RNA. It is a transcript of the gene CYP3A96, whose product is annotated as cytochrome P450 3A96. Gene Ontology annotation, molecular function: iron ion binding; testosterone 6-beta-hydroxylase activity; oxidoreductase activity, acting on paired donors, with incorporation or reduction of molecular oxygen, reduced flavin or flavoprotein as one donor, and incorporation of one atom of oxygen. Gene Ontology annotation, biological process: oxidative demethylation; steroid metabolic process. The record is from RefSeq and is marked validated. NCBI's taxonomy places the organism in Eukaryota, Metazoa, Chordata, Mammalia, Perissodactyla, Equidae.